Molecule: messenger RNA, 1380 nt
Organism: Drosophila erecta
Lineage: Eukaryota; Metazoa; Arthropoda; Insecta; Diptera; Drosophilidae
Exons: 4
Biological process (GO): mitotic sister chromatid cohesion; replication-born double-strand break repair via sister chromatid exchange; synaptonemal complex assembly
Cellular component (GO): synaptonemal complex; cohesin complex
Molecular function (GO): chromatin binding
Source: RefSeq, a predicted model, not a curated record
GCUUUGCCUGUGAUCAGCCUUAAAUAUACAUUUUUUUUAGAACCAGCCCUUUUUGAAGACGAUCUUUUCGGUGAUUCCUCUCAGUCAGUUGAGCAGAUUCCCAAAGCUUCUGCUGUUAUCAACACAGAUGAAUCUGAUGAAGACGCCAUUGAUAAUAUUCAUAACGUUCCGUCGCCUGCAUCCUCGCUCGCUAAUUCAAUUGAAGAUGAGAAAGAGGAAAAUAAUUUGAAUGAGCAUGCUAGUGUAUCCGAAAAUGUGCCAAUAAAUGAAAUAACGCUAAUUCAAAACGAAGAUGAGGGAUUUGCGUUAGCUCCUUUAGAUGCAUCGAUUCAUAAAGGCGUAACCAAAGCCAAACGCAAAAGAAAACUUAUUAUCGACGAAAUAAAAAAUAUUUCUGGAGAAGAAAUGAAGGCUCAGUUAGCCGAUACAUCUGAUAUAUUAACCACACUUGAUCUGGCCCCACCAACGAAAAGGUUAAUGUAUUGGAAAGAAACUGGAGGUGUCGAAAAACUUUUUUCAUUACCUUCGCGAUCCAUUCCAGCUAGAGCUUUGUUCAGUAAUUACAAUAGACAGUUGUUUUCGCAUUCAAAAUUCUUUGAGGACUUUUCAAGUGUUGCACCAAUGGAAAUUCUUGCACUGGAAUCUUAUGCCAAAGAAAACGAGAACGCAUUAAUUAUUUUUAAUAAAAAAGGGCGCAAACGUAAGAAUGAAAUUGUGUCUAAUUCGUAUUUGGACCAUGCAGCCGAUUCACUUAUUCAAAGUUUGGAAGCUCCUGAAGUCCUGAGAGAGAAUCAUAAAUCUCUAGGGAUAUCUACCGUUUCUGUGGACAUUGUAUCAAAAGAGCAAGAAAGUAUGGCAUGUCAAAAUGAAUUGACAUUUUUUGAUAGUAUGCGAAGUCCAGACCUUUUGUCCUUAAAUGAAAUGGAACAGUUAUCAUCAAUAACUGAGAUGCCUUUAACACCAAGAAACACGAAUCAUGACAUGGGGGACGAUUUUAAUCAAGGAGACUCAACACCAGCUGGAUUGGAUCACGGUCACGCCACUCCGCAGCAUGGAAAUAUUGGCGAGAUGGAUCAUAACCCUAUUAUACCCACAGAAAAGAUUACAGCCAUUUUAAAUGAAUCUGGGUGUCAACCUUUAUUGAGUGACAACGGCUUUUCAAAAAAGGGAAAUAAUAUUUUAAAAGGAUGGCACAACUAUGAAAUUCCCAGUUUUGUUGGCCAGUGCGAGCGCUCUCCGAAGACACUCUCCGACUAUACGAUACUGUUGACAGAGAAGGCCUUUGAAAACUAUCCAGGGCAAGUAAAAAAUCUGACCGACAGAGAAAUCGACGCAAUGGAUGAAGCAGCCGGAGGUGCAGACUUACCACUAAUGCAUUAA